Cercospora beticola is the source of this 951-nucleotide messenger RNA. RefSeq lists its product as uncharacterized. Gene Ontology annotation, molecular function: protein binding. NCBI's taxonomy places the organism in Eukaryota, Fungi, Ascomycota, Dothideomycetes, Mycosphaerellales, Mycosphaerellaceae. The record is from RefSeq and is a predicted model, not a curated record.
AUCCGUGGGACAUUCUCCAGCCGUUAUGUACGAAGCUCAGCCUGUUGGGACAUGGUUUUUCUUUGGAAAUCACGUACGGUAUUCGUAUAAUUUGAAUCUGAAGAACAAAGAUGUCGUCUGCCAAUCUUGACGUCUUCUGCGGAGGGACAUUCAGCUUCGAUGUUCACGGCCAUCGCUUUACUUUGCACAAGCGACUAGUGCAGAGGUAUUCUGAGCCUCUCAUGGCGAUGAUGCACAAUGGAAUGGAAGAGACCCAGCACGGCUUCGCCACAUUGCAGGACACAGAGGAACUCACUUUUGCACGAUUUAGUGAAUUCAUCUACUCCGGAAGUUACAGUCCAGCGAACUCCCUUCCCACAAGUAAUGGCGUCUCGCCUCGGACAUCCACACCUGAAAACAUCCGCUAUUGGACAGAGUUCACGCCGUCGCCAAUGCCACAGGCAAAACCGCUGGUAUUGACCAGACCUAGGCUGCGAGAACUACAAUUCGAUCUCCCCGCUCAAUUGCCAUUGCCUACAGAUUCAACCGUCAGCAGUGGAGCCCUUGCGCUCGAGGAAGUCCUACCAAUCCUGAAUAGUCAUGUGGAUGUGUACGUGUUCGCCGACACAUACAACGUCCAUGAAUUGAGGAUCCACGCUGCCCAAAGAUUUUGCGAAAUACUUCGUCGGCUCGUCUUCCCUCUUCAUCCCAUCACUAGGAUGGUAGAGCUAAUAUCUCAUAUUUACGAUCAUACACCAACUAGUCACGAAAACGUUGACAUCUUGCGAGAAGUGGUAGCGCAUUUUGCUGCAGAUAACAUCGAGGAUCUGACAGGGUCUGCGGAGUUUUGCGAUUUGGUUGAGCAAGGAGGCGAAUUUGUGAAGGAUCUUGUUCAGAAAAUCUCGGACAGGUUCAAAGUUUUGCCCCGUUGAAGCGUUGUGAUAGGCACCGACUUGAUAAAAUGGAACGGAC